CCAGCACUGACCUGUUUGGUAAGGCAGCUCUGCUGUUUGUUCGCUGUGGCAUGUUCAGACAUUUGGAUUUCAUCACAUUUCUUUCAGUCGCAUUUUCUUCAAAUUUUACUGAGCACAAGUAGGAAAUGAAUGACCUGGGUGGCACAGACAAAGGCAAAUAUAAAGAUCAGGGCUGGAUCCCCAAGACAAUCAAGAAAAGAGUGUGCUCCACCUUUGUGGAGGAUUCUUUCAGUAAUGGAAGACUGUGUCAGUGUGGAAAUAGGAGAGUCGACCACAGCUCUGUGGCUCUUGGGGACUGUUUCAGCACAGCCAUAGUGAACCACUGGGACAGCGCCCAGCACUCGUCUGAAUACCCGACUGAUGCUUUUGGAGAGGUGCAGUUUACUGGAACCAGCAAGAGACACAGCCAUUUUCUACGUCUGUCAUGGGACACAUCGCCAUCUAUGGUUUACAAUGUGAUGAUUAUCCAUUGGCGUCUCCCUCCUCCGAAUCUGGUGGUUUCUGUUGUGGGAGGAGACGGCAGGUCAAAGGUGAAGACCUGGGUGCGUGAGGUCAUCAGGCAGGGGCUUGUAAAAGCUUCACAAAGAGCAGGAGCGUGGAUCCUGACAACAGGACUGCGUGAAGGCCUCAGUAGGUGUGUUGGAGCGGCAGUCAGAGAUCAUGCUGCUGCAGCCUCUUCAGACUCCAACAAGGUGGUGGCAUUGGGCAUCGCUUCAUGGGGCCUGGUGCACAACAGAGAACAACUUGUCAACCCUAAGGGCAGCUUUCCUGCCAAAUAUUAUGUGCAGACAUCUCAGGAUUCCUGCUGUCUAGAUAAUAACUACCAGGCCUUCCUGCUGGUGGAUGAUGGAACCCUUGGCCGAAGAGGAGGAGAGAUGGCCUUUAGAGCCAAACUGGAAGACUUCAUUUCCCAUCAACGCACAGGCAUAUUGGGUAGUGGCAGCAUUGACAUUCCUGUCCUUUGCGUGUUGAUAUCAGGGGAGGCAAGAGUGCUAGAGAGAAUGGAUUUUUGUCUGAAAAACUCCAUGCCAUGGCUGGUGCUGGCUGGCUCAGGAGGCACAGCAGACUUCCUCAGUGACCUCUUGGACAAUCUGUCUUCAACCCAAACCUUCCAGUCGGACAGUGAGGCUGGUCCCAGUGUGAACAUGAAGGAGAAGGUGGCAGAGCAAGCUAAGAGAUAUUUUUUCACAGAACUGGUGACCGAUAAACUUGUUGAUCAAGCCUUAAGCAUUUACCAAAACAGAGAUUUAAUUACCAUCUACCACGGAGAGCAGGAGAGCCCAGCAGACUUCGACACAGUUCUGCUCAAAGCAUUGGUAGGAGCAAGUAAGCAGCGUGCCUCAGAUGAUGCCAGCCCCUAUAAUGAAGAGCUGAAGCUAGCUGUCACAUGGAACAGGGUGGACAUAGCCAAGAGUGAACUCUUUAAUGGAGACAUCCAGUGGAAGCAUGAAGACUUGGAAGAAUCCAUGACUGAUGUCCUGAUCAAUGACAAACCCCAGUUUGUUCGUCUUUUUACUGAGAAUGGCUUUAACAUCCACGACUACCUGAGCUAUGGUCGGCUGGAGGAGCUUUACUGUUCUGUAGCAGAAGGAACGCUGCUAUACCAGCUACUUCAGCGCUACCUGGUGUUACGGCUCGGACCCACAACAUCUAUAUCCAGAUCAGCAUCAGCAGCUAAUUUACAAGAGUCACUCACCAAAGGGAACACAGAAAAACUUUUAGGUGAACCAAUCCGACAGAUCACUCUUUUUGAGGUUUCAAAGGUCCUGGAUUUAUUGAUGGGGGAUGUUUGUCAGCCGUUCUACCAAGAUGUUUUGGGCUUAGAGGGGAACUUAUCCAAGAAGAAAUCUCUUCUGUGUCCAAAUAAGAUCCUGCAUGGAGAACCUGAGUAUCGAAAGGGACGCUGUCAGUCCUCCUGGGCUUCACUUUUCAUCUGGGCUGUCCUUCAGAACCGUAGUGAGAUGGCUGCUUUCUUUUGGGAGAUGCAGAGUGAAUCUGUACUGACUGCUCUGAGUGGAUGUAAGAUGCUGCGGGAGCUAUCUAGGCUAGAGUCUGAGAAUGAAACCAAACUCUCCAUGAAAGAGCUGGCCCAGACAUUUGAGAUGCGUGCACAUGAUGUCUUCAGCUCAUGCUACCGCAGCGAUGAAAGCCGUUCUUUUGAUCUGCUGAUUAGGAAAUCUUCUGUUUGGGGAGGAACCACCUGCCUUCAGAUGGGCAUGGGAGCUGAUGCACGACUUUUCUUCGGCCAUGAUGGAGUACAGGCUCUGCUGUCCCAGAUCUGGUGGGGGGACAUGGACAGGAACACAGAGGUGUGGAAGCUCCUGCUCACUUUCUUCUGCCCCUUCCUCUGCUACACCAACUUCAUCACAUUUAGGCAAGAUGACCGGCAACAAGAGGAGGAGAAGCUUCAUGUAGAUGGACCAUCUGACAGUCAUUAUGGGACAACUGUCAAGUCUUUCUCUGACUUAAAAAACCUUGAAGAUGAAACACACAGAGGGAUCGUUUUAACAGUCCCUACCUUCAGUGACACAGCAAAACCUUACAGACCACCACCACGCCCGUUCAUCGUGUCUCGCUGGCGUCAGCUCUGGUUUGCACCAGUGACUUCAUUUUUGGGAAACGUCCUGAUGUACUUCCUGUUUCUGGUGUUUUAUGCAUUCGUGCUUUUGAUUGACUUCAAGCCUCCACUACCCACUGGUCCGUCCAUCUCAGAGUGUUUGCUGUACUUCUGGGUGUUCACCAUUAUGUGUGAAGAGAUCAGACGGAUAUUCUUUUUAGAAUCAAGAACUCAUCUUCAAUACCUCAGAGGCUACAUUCAGGAUGUGUGGAAUAAAUGCUAUGUCAUUGCCAUAACACUAUUCAUCGCAGGAUCAAUAUGCAGGAUGUUUGAGCAGUCGUAUGACGCAGGACAUGACAUCCUAUGUGUGGACUACAUGGUCUUCACUCUUCGCCUCAUUCACAUGUUUGCCGUUCACAAACAACUGGGACCAAAAAUCAUCAUCAUUGGCAAGAUGAUGAAGGAUGCCUUCUUAUUCCUCUUCUUCCUGGGAGUGUGGAUCAUGGCGUACGGAGUAGCCAGCCAGGCUUUAAUUUACUCCUAUGAUCCUAACCUCAGUCGUAUUCUGCGUAGAGUUUUCUACAGGCCGUACUUGCUCAUGUUUGGAGAGGAUUUUGUAAAGGAAAUUGAUGUUGGGAGGGAUUGGGUUCCGAAGUGCACAGACAACAUAACGUUGAUUGAGGAGGGUGCAGAGCCAUGCAGACUGCUGUACAAUAACUGGCUGGUGGUUAUUCUGUUGGCCAUUUAUCUCCUCGUUACCAACAUCCUGCUCAUCAACCUGCUCAUUGCCAUGUUUAGCCACACCUUCAGUAAAGUGCAUGGUAACAGUGACAUCUACUGGAAGUUCCAGCGCUACAACCUGGUGGUCCAGUAUCAUUCACGGCCAUCACUAGCCCCUCCUUUCAUCAUCCUCUCACACAUCAACCUUUUUAUCAGGAGGAUCAUCCGCAAAGUUCCCUCGGUCAAGAUUAAACAUUUUGUCUUGCAGUUGAGCCAAAAAGCAUCAAACAGGUUACUGACGUGGGAAACCAUCCAGAAGGAGGACGUCCUGACUGCUCAAAACAAAAUCCAGAAAAGUAGUGACUCGGAGAGACUCAAACAGAUAUCUGCCAAACUGGAUGGUGUUGUGAAAUAUUUAUCUGAAAUCAGAGACAUCGACCACAGACUCAGAGCUCUAGAGAAUGAGAUGAAAUACUGUUCAAAUGCACAUAGAUGGACUGUGGAGACUUUAGCGCAAAGCAGCACUUUCAAACCUCCCCGACCGCCACCGUUGUCAUGAGGAAUUUUCCAGAAGCUGAAAAAUCAGGGCAAACACAUAUUGAGUAAAAAGGCCUGUCAUCCCAGUAGCUUAGCUUGUUUGGUGUGUUGGAUUUAUCAAGAGAUGUCUAAAUAAGCAUUCAUGAACGUUUACUCUUGAAUUGUUUCUUUCCCCAGAUGGCCUCCCAGAUCUUCCAGUUUAUCCGGACCCCGCCCGCGGGAUGAUUCAAGGCUGUGAAAGUUUUAUAAAAAUACAAAAGGGGAAAAAACAGAGCAUUGUGUAUCUGACAGAUUCAGUAAAUGACAGUAUUGCUAGGUUUAAACAGAACUGAUAAAAGUACAAACAAACAUUACAACUCUGAAUAGAACUGAGUGUAUGCUAUUCUAUUGAAAUGCCCAAAGCAGGUGUUUAUUUUCCACAUGUAACUGUAUCAAACCACUAAAUAUGUCAUGUGAUUUACUGUUGAAGACAAAUACCCCACACAUCAACUACAGGCAGUAUAUAUUUCAUGUAAUUCAAAUGUAGGAGUAAAGUGUUACAAGCAGAAGACAAAUAUUGUGUAGUAGCUACACAGCUAUUACAGACUUUGUAAUUAUUGUCUUUUCCAUUAAAAUCUGUAAGAUGAGGGAAAAAAGGUGCGAGGAAAAUAAAAUCACUUUCUUGCAGCUGAUGGGGAAAUAUUCUUACGAGGGAAUCAUGUGAAAUUUGGAUGUACUAAUAUUUAUCAAAUUUUCAUAGAGAUGGAGAACUUUAUGUUAAAUGUUUUGAGAUUUUUUGGCCCCAUAAAAUGCCAUUUUAUUUUAUUUUUUAACUUUUAUUGGUGUUUCAGUAAAUGUCAAGUACAGUUAGAAAAACAGGAGAAACAGAAAACAGCAAUCCCCCCCAUGCAUCUGCCCAAAACAAAUCAAGUAGCUAACGUUAUAACAAAAAUUAAAAGUUCACGGUUCUCUCCUUCCUUCCUUCGAUCUGAGUCCACCAUGCUUCUUGUUUUCAGUCCUCAGUGCUGGGAAAUCUGACACUCAGGGCUUUUGAGAUAAGUCAUCAAGGUGUUCCAGUAAAAUGUAAAUUUAAAUACAACCACCAACAAUAUUAUCAACACAUUUCAGAUUUAACCAGUGUUCAUUUCUCUGCUUGAUGUACUCCUUUUAAUUCUUUUGGCUUGAAUGUGUAAAUAAAAUGCAAAGGUGAUGGGA
Messenger RNA from Nothobranchius furzeri (turquoise killifish), 5008 nucleotides. Its product is annotated as transient receptor potential cation channel subfamily M member 4. Gene Ontology annotation, cellular component: plasma membrane. The record is from RefSeq and is a predicted model, not a curated record. Lineage: Eukaryota; Metazoa; Chordata; Actinopteri; Cyprinodontiformes; Nothobranchiidae. Gene Ontology annotation, molecular function: calcium-activated cation channel activity; ligand-gated calcium channel activity. Gene Ontology annotation, biological process: calcium ion transmembrane transport.